Messenger RNA from Coregonus sp. 'balchen', 889 nucleotides. The record is from the annotation of a GenBank genome assembly. Lineage: Eukaryota; Metazoa; Chordata; Actinopteri; Salmoniformes; Salmonidae.
AUGACUUCUGGAUAUGUGAAGAAAAUGUACGGUACUUUGUUCUCAGUCAGUUCCAUUCAGUGCUCGUAUCAGAGGUGGGAUGAGGCCUGGAAAGAAGAUAAUUGUGAUGGGGAUAGUGAAUCCUGAGCCUGACAGGUACAUUGGACACACCCACAUCAUGUCUGCGUACCAAAUGGCACCUUUUUCCCUAUACAGUGCACUACUUUUGACCAGAGCCCAGGUCAAAAGUUGUGCACAGAAAGGGAAAAGGUUUCCAUUUGGGACGUCGAGCAUGACUAUCCUUUAUCAGAUACCAGUUAGCUCAGCUACAAAUAAUAUUGUAGUUUGAGAGUAUCUUGAUGUGGCUUACAUACAGUACCUUAGAAAAACCUGCUCUAAGUUGUAUUGGAAUUCUAUUGCCAUGUGGAGUGGGAAAAUGCCACAGAAGUUGGGAGGAUGGAAGUGUCAAUGUCAGGAUUGUAAUCCACUUUGUACAAGGUCAGUAAGUACCGUAGAUGUAAACAAUGAAACACAAAAUAUAUAACAGACGUAGACUACCUUUUCUAACACAUUUACCUUUCUUGGUCUUUGUGGCUACCCAGCUUUGACAUCAGUCUGGCCUGUGGGUGUGGCACAGUGGAGGAGGCUCCUCCCAUUGACGUGGCACUGGAGCUCUGUGCCAGGUUCGAGGACCGCCAGUUCCUACGCAAGGCCUGUGUCUCAGGUAUCUGGGGUGACGCUGAGAAGCCCAUCCCCUACUUCCCCUUCAUCGAGGAUCAACCUUUCCGGGUAUGUGGAGGAUCUUCAUUUCUUCUCAGUGGCUCAUCUUUGUACUCCACCCUUUUAUUAUGUUUUUUUAAAAAAGGAAAAAAUUUUUUUUUUGGGGGGUUUUUUUUAGAUAGGGUUAUGA